Molecule: messenger RNA, 3344 nt
Organism: Engraulis encrasicolus (European anchovy)
Lineage: Eukaryota; Metazoa; Chordata; Actinopteri; Clupeiformes; Engraulidae
Gene: nrip2
Product: nuclear receptor interacting protein 2
Exons: 6
Coding region: 1499-2620 (373 amino acids)
Biological process (GO): proteolysis
Molecular function (GO): aspartic-type endopeptidase activity
Source: RefSeq, a predicted model, not a curated record
GGGAGCGCGUACAGAGGGCAGAGAGAAGACACAGUUUGCUCUCAGCCAGGCAACGAGGACAGAAGAGAGCGCCAUCCACGCGCACAGAAGGAGAGGGACACAGACUUGCAGGCACACUGGCAACACACGCACACAGGCAGGCAGGCAGAUAGAUAGACAGGCUGUGCACACACACACUGUCUCUCUCCCACACACACACACACACUUACUCACUCACUCUGUCACAUAUGCUCUGUGAAGCAGAAGGUGACAACAUCAUCAGCGGACGGGAAGGGACAGAGAGAGAGAGCGAGAGAGAGAGAGAUAGAGAGAGAGAAAAUCGCUUAACGCGCAGUGCCACACAGACAGGAGGAGACUCCAAAUGCGCACAGUGAGAAAGGGACUUCUCUUCAACGUACAACUCUCAGAGGAUCUUUACUCUCAACGCGACACAUACUCACCCCAAGGAUCUCAACAUUACAUGGCUAGAGGACAACUGGGGUGUCUUUGAAAAAAAAAAAAAAAACACCAAUUGACCUUUGGAUGGAUUGAAUCGAUUUGGCCUUUUAUUGAUUGAUGGAUCUUCACUGAUUGAUGGAUCUCCACUGAGGGGUGAAGGACACUCUUUGUGGGUGAAUUUGUGUAUGUGUGGGUGUGUUUCGCGUGUGCAUAGGAGUGUGUUCAUUGCACGUGCUGCUUAAGGGAGAAGUAGUUGAAGGGUGACUUAGGCAUUUGCUGAGCUCUCAUACAACGUGAUUGUGUGGGUUUGUGCAUGCGUGCGUGCUCAGAGUUCACUAGGUGUUCAGUAGGUGCACGUGUGUGUGUGUGUGUGUGUGUGUGUGUGUGUGUUUGUGGCUGAGUGAGAAAGCCAAAGGAAAGCAAAGCAGCACAAGCUGCCUUGCAUCUUUGGAGGUUAACGCUCCACACACACAUCAAAGCUGUGUGACUGUACAUGUGCGUAUGUGUGAGCGAAGACCAACGUCUUGCUUUAUAGCCUUGUGCAUGUGUGAGAGAGAGUGAGUGUGUGUGUGUGUCUCAGCACGGAAAUCUAACAGGAGGUGGUGUUAUUUUUGUCGAGAUUUUUCCCGUCUACCACCAUCUCGCACACGCACACACCUCCACCUGACGGAGUCUCCCUCGUCAGCCAGUGGUGUGCGCCGAGUACAAGACCCAGACAGCCCUGUGGAGGAGUGGCAGUGAAGAUCACUCAUCGAGAUUGUUUUUGCAAGUGUGUAUGCUCAAACUGGAGGACCAGUGUGUUGUGGAAUCCCUGUUGGAGGAGACUGAAGAACACUCACAAUUGUGAGUAAGAGACAGUGUAUACAACACACCGGUGUCUUUGCAUCUCUGUGAAGGAGAGUAAAGAGUACUCGCAAUUGUGAGUGUGUUGAGCGCGUGUUUUGCAUUCAACGCAACACCCACGAGUGUGCGUUAGGUUAGAGAAAGUCUGUGUGUGUGACGGGUGUGUGCGUGUGAGUGUGGGUAAAGGGACACAGCUAUAGAGACGGACUGCUGGACCAUGAGUGAGACGAGUAAGAAGCGUGAGCUGGACAUGAGGGACAAGGCCAUCCUGCACCAGCAGAGGAGACUGAAGCAAGCCACCCAGUUCACACACAAGGACUCGGCAGACCUGCUGCCCCUCGACGGACUCAAGAGACUGGGCACCUCCAAAGACCUGCAACCCCACAGCAUCGUGCAGCGCCGCCUGCUGGAGGGCAACAUGCCGCGACUGCGUGGUGCCGGCCCUGACGGCCUCCUCCACCACCAACACCACCCCCACCAUCCGCAGGACCCCCUGGCGGCAUCAGCAGCGGCAGCGGCGGCAUCCCGUGUCCGCUCCCCCCUCGCCAACAGCAAGGAAGGCAGCUCCGGGGGCGUCUCCACGGAGACGGAGGAGCGCAGCGAGAGCACGGCCGACGACUCCACCGAGGAGCGCGAGUCGCCCGAGGAGAGCGAGAAGAGCCUGAGGUCUGAGGAGGACGAGGACGAAGACGAGGAUGACGAAGACGACGAGGACGAUGAAGAGGAGGACGAUCAUCACAGGGAGAGGAGGAAGAGGAGAGGAGUGAAGACUGGGAGCGGAGGACUGCAGACUUCCAGCAGCAGGGCCCCUCCUGGACGGAAUGGAGGGAGUGAGAAAUCGGAGGAGGAGAAGGAAACGGACGGAGAGAAGGAGGGAAGAGAGACUUCAACGCCUCUUGCGGCCCUGGUUGUCCAGUGCAAAUGUCACGAUGCUGAUGUGAAGGCCUCCAUCAACACUGGCUGCCAGCAUAACCACAUCUCCCGCUCAUGUUGCAGACGGCUUGGGCUGAAGCCCAGUGUGGAGGUCCCGGCGGGGGUGAAGGCUGAGGGCCCCCAGGGCCGCGUGCAGAGCCAGGGGCAGGAGGCCCCCACCGGCAGCCUGGUGGGGGGGCUGCAGAUCCAGCUGGGGAGGGACCGGGUGCAGUGCUCUGCUCAACUCACAGAUGAUGAGGGGUUUGACUUGUGCCUGGGUCUCCAGACUCUACUGGAGCUGAAGUGUUGUGUGGACCUCAGCUCCAGGGUCCUCCGUCUCCAGGCGAGCGGCGAGGAGGUGCCAUUCCUGGACGUCUCCUCCGACCAACACAGCCAGUGCCACCAUGACAACAACAAAAACAUGUGAUGUCACUUCCUGUGACCUCACACCUCUCUUUGCUUAUCCUGCCACCCAGUUGUCUGGAGAAGAGACGAAGGAGAAGUGGACGGAGAAGGAGGAGAAGGAAAAAUCGGAAGGACAUUAAAUGUCAAGCUUACUCUUCAUCAUUCACCCUUACUCUUACCCGUUCUAUCUCUCUCUUUCUUUCUCUCUCUCUGAAACACAAACCUUUCCACCCUUUUGUUUUGUCUGCAUUCGCCAUGGUCUUGUUCCCCAUCGCCCUGUGCAGCAAUGUUUUUUGUAAGGUCAGUGGAGGAUACAGGAGGUUUGGGUAGUGAAAUAAGUCUAGUUGUGAGUUGGAGUUCUUUGUGUGGCUUGAAGAUCCUUCACUUUACAUCAGUGGGAACGGGACUUUGGCUUUGAGGAUUGACAAAUUCUGGAAGAGAACAUGAAAUAAUCCAACAAAAAACAUUAUUGUUUGAUUGGUUGAAUGAGACCAGAUUUGGACUGAUUAAAUUACAUUUCUGAAUUGACCACAAUCAGAAGAAAUCUAAGUGACCAAGUGGCAACAUUAAUAAUAUCAGUUUAAUCAAUAUUUACAGUAUUCCUAAACCAUUCCUAACCCAAUGCCAAUGCAUGUUGUGGUGCUCAUAAACAGGAAAUUUGCGGUGUUAAUAUAACCCUUUUAGCGUUGAUUUCAACACUCCUCUGGCUGGUCCUACCUAAACGCUUUAACAUUUUACAGUGUAGA